AUGACAACAUUUUCUUCUACAGAAAACAAAUUCUCAGUUCCAAUCAAAGAGAAGAGCAUGCAGUAUUAUCUUUAUCCACCUCCAGUUGGCCAAUAUGAAGAUGUUAUGGCUAGUUACAAACUCUUCAUGGAUACUCUUGGGAAAUUCCAUGCUGCUAUGGGAACAAAAUUCAAGAUUCCGAUUGUUGGUGGAAAGGAUCUUGACUUGCAUCGCCUAUUUAUGGAAGUCACUUCUCGUGGUGGCAUUAAAAGGGUUCUUGAAGACAAAAAGUGGAGAGAGGUGACUAAUGUUUUCAACUUUCCACCCUCAGCCACAAACGCUUCUUUUAUCUUGCGCAAGUAUUACAUGUCACUCCUUCACCAUUUUGAACAAGUUUACUACUUUAAAGCAAAAGCAUGGACUCCUGUUCCUACUGAUACUUGGCAAAGUACAAAGUCAACUCUCACUUCAAUGUCCGAAAUGAAUAAAGUAAUGCUCCCAUUACCUGAAAAUCAAGACCUCGCAUCAGGGAAGAGACUGAGGAUGGAGACAGAUGAAGGUUCGCCGGAAUUAGGUUUUCCGGUGACCGGAAUAAUCGAUGGAAAAUUUGAAAGUGGGUAUCUUUGUAGUGUCGGAAUAGGUGGAGAGCAGCUACACGGGGUUCUUUAUCAGACGACUACGUGUACCCCAUUAUGUGGAGUAACUCAAGAUGCAACCAUGGCUAGGUGUAGACGUAGACGUAGGAAGAAAUCUGAAAUGAAGAAGAGGGAUCCUGCGCAUCCGAAACCUAAUAGAAGUGGAUACAACUUCUUUUUUGCCGAACAACAUGCCAGACUUAAAUUACUUCAUACAGGAAAGGAUAGAGGGAUUAGUAGGAUGAUCGGCGAACUUUGGAACAAUUUAACAGAUUCUGAAAAGGCGGUUUACCAGGAAAAAGCAGUUGAAGAUAAGGAACGCUACAGAACUGAAAUGGAGCAUUAUAGAGAGAAUUUCAGAAGAGAGUCACUCAUAAACAAUACAGUAGUGCCAUUGCAGCAACAGUAUUUCACAAAUAUGAUGCUGGAUGACAACCCUGAAAACGAUGGUGAAAAUUCUCAUCAAACUGCUGAAAACGAACUGAAUUCAGGGUAUUAUGACAAUGAAAAGAGCAGCAGUGAAGCUGAAGAAGGUACUAAAGAUAAGGACUUAAAUCGUGAAAUUCCAUUAGAAGUUGAAAUGGGAGGUGAAAAUGAUGAUGCUAUAAUGAAGCCAAAGGAGGAGUUUGCAUUUGGUAAUAAAAAAUCAUUUGAUAUUGUUCAUGAAGAUAAUCAGUCGGUGUUUCUUCAUGGAUCACUUCAACAAAACUCAAUAUCUGUUCAAGAAAACGAACCACUAAUUGAAAAUGAAUCAAUGAAAGAUGGAAAGAGUUCUGAUAAUCAACCGAUGAUUCUUCAUAUUAGUGAUGAAAACAAGAGAGAAUCGGAUAACAAUCAAGAAAAGGAUUUAGUGUACAAUGCAGAAAACUUUGAGAAAGAUCCAGAAGUUUUUAAAGAAACUGAAAAGAUUGAGCAAGAAACAGAAGACAAGUGAAGGAAGGAUCCUUUCUUGAUUAGGACUCCAAUUUUGACACGAGAGAAUAGUAGUUCAUGACUUUAUCAAGUUUAGCUUUCCUCAACAAUGUUGCUUUUAGAGAUUUUAGUUUUACCUUUUAUGUUUUUAUCUCUAUGUUUUUGUUGGUAAUAUGUUGGUAAAACUAGUGUUUUUGUAAUUCCGAGACAUGAUACUUUACUUACAUUGGAAAAAAUCAGGAGUACUAUGAAUGUUGAUUUGGCCAA
Molecule: messenger RNA, 1793 nt
Organism: Lactuca saligna
Lineage: Eukaryota; Viridiplantae; Streptophyta; Magnoliopsida; Asterales; Asteraceae
Source: the annotation of a GenBank genome assembly